Eremomyces bilateralis CBS 781.70 is the source of this 1422-nucleotide messenger RNA. RefSeq lists its product as uncharacterized. The coding region runs from base 339 to 1142 and encodes 267 amino acids. Gene Ontology annotation, cellular component: extracellular region. Lineage: Eukaryota; Fungi; Ascomycota; Dothideomycetes; Eremomycetales; Eremomycetaceae. The transcript has 4 exons. Gene Ontology annotation, molecular function: pectate lyase activity. The record is from RefSeq and is a predicted model, not a curated record. Gene Ontology annotation, biological process: pectin catabolic process.
UGUUGAUGAACACUGGGUAGGGAGAACAAUAUAGAGGGAGAUGGGGAGAUGAUUGGUGGAAUUCCGAGGGCGCUGGAGGUUGUGGACCUUUGGCCUCCACUCACGGCCGGCGUAUGAAGUAGACUCGACGGUGCGGUCAAGCGACGGAUGAGUUCUGACGUAUAUUAAUGUAAAUCUGCUCACUACAGUGAUAUAUCUCGCGAGUCGUUCCCUCCAGCAUCAAACUUCUAUCUUUCCCGUAUCUGCGCUAUCUCGUCUCCUCUACGAAGUCCAGACAUCCGUUCCUUUACAUUCGUUCUACUGGCUGUGCCAUUCAUUCCAUCCAUCCCUCGCCCACCAUGAAGUUUUCUCUCCCCGUCGCCGUCGCCCUGUGGGCCGCCGUCGCCUCCGCGCUCCCCGAGCCGGUCGAGCUGAUCGAAGGGCCGACCAAGACCCAGAAGGAAGCAUCCCUGGUGGCGCGGCAGGCGAAGGUCCCGCCGUCGUCGGGCGUGGAGAAUUCGAAGACGGCGAUCACGGUGAAGGCCGGGGCAUCGUUUGACGGGAAGAACAAGCGGUACGAGCGAAACCCCAAGGUCUGCCAGGGCCAGAAGGAGACGGGAGAAAAGGACGCGAUGUUCAUCAUUGAGGACGGCGGAUCGUUGUCCAAUGUCAUCAUCGGAGCGUCGCAGGCCGAAGGGGUGCAUUGCCGCGGAACCUGCACCAUUACGAACGUCUGGUGGACUAAGGUCUGCGAAGACGCCGCGACCUUCAACCAAAAGAGCGGCACGUCCAAGGUCAUCGGGGGUGGAGCCAUCGGCGCCAGUGACAAGGUGUUGCAGUUCAACGGCAAGGGCACCGUGGAGAUCACCGACUUCUAUGUGCAGGAUUACGGGAAGUUGAUUCGGAGCUGCGGUGACUGCGAGGGGAACGGUGGUCCGAGGAACGUGGUGAUCACCGGGGUGACGGCAAUUGGAAAGGGGCCGCUGUGUGGCAUCAACCAGAACUACGGAGAUACUUGCACCAUCAAGGACAGCUGCCAGAGUCAAUCGAAGGGCUGUGAUAUUUACCAGGGCGUGACCAACCAUAAGGGAGAGAGCAAGAAGUUGAAGAGCAAUGCGAAUGAUGGAAAGACGUGCAAGGUCAGCGGGUUCAAGAAGUGUUAAAUGGUGCACAAAACCAUUUGACGCCAUGUAUAUAACGUACUCCUCUUGUUCAGCAUUUUCACACCCAGAGACUAGUGUAUAAAUGCUGGCUGCAUUGCAGCUGGUAAAAUCAAGGGGUUGACUCAAAAUUGGAUUGUAAGAACAAUUCCUGUACUUCGUAGGUGACAAGGCACCCUAGGAUUGCGACUCUACUAGAUUAUCAGACAUAACUUCCACUGAAAUGGCACCGAUUAAGGCAGACCGGAUGAAUAUAGAUGAUAUAGUUGGAUCUUGGUCGAUG